This is a messenger RNA of Lachnellula hyalina, 1872 nucleotides long. RefSeq names its product Cell division control protein (gene cdc18). Gene Ontology annotation, cellular component: nucleus. The transcript has 3 exons. The coding region runs from base 1 to 1872 and encodes 623 amino acids. Gene Ontology annotation, molecular function: DNA replication origin binding. Gene Ontology annotation, biological process: cell division; DNA replication initiation; mitotic DNA replication checkpoint signaling. NCBI's taxonomy places the organism in Eukaryota, Fungi, Ascomycota, Leotiomycetes, Helotiales, Lachnaceae. The record is from RefSeq and is a predicted model, not a curated record.
AUGGCAUCUGUUCACUCAACUCACUUUUUGCCAGCGCCAAACACACCAGCCAAAAGGCAAGCUCGCGUCGAAAUCUUCAAUGAUGAGAACGAGAAUCCCUUCAUCGUCCAGUCUGCGCGCCACAACACCCAAGAUGGCGAGUCAAUGGGCUUGGACGAGCGCCCAGCAUCAAUAUUCACGAAUUCUUUACCAACCAAGAACGGCAAGCCCGCCAUCUCGUCUAUUUCCAAGACGAAAACACAAUUUCACGUCACAAAACUUAAUAAUGAUGAGAGAAAACCUGUGCAAACUCCUACCCCCCAGACCCCACGUCACCGGGACGCGUUCAAGGCGCCAGUCACCCCUCGACAUCGUGUUGCAAUCACUUUCAAACCCCUCACUCCACGAACCCCACGUACACCAGGAACACCGGGCGGCUCAAUUACCACCGUAUACAGUCAGGCGAGACAACUGUUUACGCGGAGUUCAGAGCCUGGUCGGCUUGUUGGGCGAGAGGCUGAGAGACAAGAAUUGUCAAGUUUCGUUCAGGAGCGCGUUGCCAAAACGUUCGGUGGAUGUAUAUAUGUUUCGGGUCCACCAGGAACAGGAAAAAGCGCCAUGGUCAACGAAGUCACUGGCGAUCUCGAGCAGUCACCAGUUAUGAAGAAGGCAUACGUCAAUUGUAUGAGUCUGAAAACGUCUAAAGACCUAUAUGGUAGUUUGCUGGAGAGCUUGUGCGACGAGGAGGUUCUGGAAGGAGAUGAGGUCAAGACCCUCCAAGAAAUGUUUGCGCCGAGGAAGAAGGCCAAGAACAUCUACGUUGUUACGUUGGAUGAAAUCGAUCAUGUCCUUUCCCUGGAUCUGGAAAUACUGUACAAGUUGUUCGAGUGGUCUCUACAGAAAACCUCACAUCUCAUCCUGGUCGGAAUCGCCAAUGCUUUGGAUUUAACGGACCGCUUCCUACCACGAUUAAAGGCCCGAAAUCUCAAGCCACAACUCCUGCCAUUCCUUCCUUACAGUGCAGCUCAGAUCAAGACUGUAAUCACUACUCGAUUAAAGUCACUCGUGACUGCAGAUAGUCUCACGCCAGAUUACCUUCCAUUCCUUCAUCCAGCAGCCAUUGAUCUAUGCUCUCGAAAAGUCUCAAGUCAAACUGGAGAUCUUCGAAAAGCAUUCGACAUCUGCAGACGGGCAAUUGAAGUGAUUGAGUCAGAAGUGAAGCAGAAGCAUGAACAGGCGUUGCAAGAAGCAAUGCUACAGAAUAGUCCUUCCAAGAAACCACUCGAGGAAAAUGUGAACUUGUCAUCACCAGUUGGUCUCCAAACAGGGGCUUUCACGAAGUCACUAGCACAGUCACUGGCCACCCUGACAGUCGAGACUGCUCCACGAGCGUCAAUUGCACAUGUCAACAAGAUCACUUCAUCAACCUUUGGAAACGGAGCAAACCAAAGACUCAAGACUCUCAAUCUUCAGCAGAAGGCCGCUUUAUGCGCUUUGGUGGCCCUGGAGAAGCGGAAAAGGAUGGCGGCGGCCAACGUCAUGGCAACGCCUUCGAAAUCGAACAACGUUGCUCCCACCAUCAAAGCAUUAUAUGACGUCUAUUGUACACUCUGUACUCGCGACUCUAUUCUCCACCCCCUUACAAGCACCGAGUUCAGAGAUGUGGUUGGGAGCUUGGAAACACUGUCUUUGAUCAGCGCUGUUGACGGGAGAAAUGGCUCAUUCGUGGGCUCAAGCACUCCAAGCAGGAAAGCGAGGAAGUUUGGCUCUGGUAUGGGUACUGGUGAUGAAAAGAGAGUCGGUAGCUGCGUUGGAGAAAAAGAGGUUGCACAGGCUGUAGAGGGCCUGGGUGCUGGUAUUUUGAAGAGUAUUCUCAAUGGCGAGGGACUUUGA